This is a messenger RNA of Scophthalmus maximus (turbot), 2723 nucleotides long. RefSeq names its product saccharopine dehydrogenase-like oxidoreductase. Gene Ontology annotation, biological process: glycolipid biosynthetic process. Bases 284 to 1567 code for a protein of 427 amino acids. The transcript is spliced from 12 exons. The record is from RefSeq and is a predicted model, not a curated record. Gene Ontology annotation, cellular component: mitochondrion; plasma membrane; lipid droplet. Lineage: Eukaryota; Metazoa; Chordata; Actinopteri; Pleuronectiformes; Scophthalmidae.
AUGGCUAAUACACGAAUUCAAAAAAAUAAACAGAAUUUUGUUAUGAGACGCGUAUUACCGUUAGGUUGAAAAUGCACACCGAACACAAUGCAAUUCUUUCCGAGUAAUCGUUUUGGUCGCUAAACUUCCGCUGUUGGUAAUAUCUGUUAGCAUAUUAGCAUAACGUUGCUAAGGAAGUAGAGACAACGCUGUUGAUAAAACCGCACGGACGGGUCCUCCCACGGCAGUCCGUCAGAUCCACUUCCACAGAGAGGCGAGCACCUACUGUCCGGCUCCUGUCACCAUGGCGCGUGUUGAGACAUCCUCGAGCAGGCCGUACCACCUGGUCAUCUUCGGAGCCUCUGGCUUCACUGGGCAGUUUGUGGUGGAGGAGGUGGCCCGGACCGUGUCCGAGGGUCCGAAGGGGAACCUGAAGUGGGCCGUGGCGGGCAGGAGCAAGCAGAAGCUGGAGAAAGUUGUGGAGCAGGCCGCCGGAGUCCUCGGUAAACCCGAGCUGAGGUCCGAGGUAGACAUCCUCGUUGCAGAUGUAGAAGAGCCAGACUCCCUGGCAGCCAUGUGCAAACAGGCAGUGAUUGUUCUCAACUGUGUGGGGCCUUACAGAUUCUAUGGUGAGCCUGUGGUCAAAGCCUGCGUGGAGAAUGGAGCUCACCACAUUGACAUCUGUGGAGAGCCUCAGUUUCUUGAGGGCAUGCAGUUGAACUACAGCAGCCAGGCAGCUGACAAAGGUGUGUACAUCAUCGGGAGCUGUGGCUUCGACUCCAUACCUGCCGACAUGGGAGUCCUCUACACCAGGGAUCAGUUCAAAGGUACACUGACGGCAGUGGAGAGCUUUCUGACCAUCGGCUCAGGACCUGAUGGCGGAUGUAUCCACGAUGGCACAUGGCAAUCUGCUGUCUACGGUUUUGCUGAUGGCCCGAAGCUCCAGGGUCUAAGGAGGAAGUUUAAUCACAAACCUCUCCCUACUAUUGGCUCGAAGAUUAAACGCAGGGGAUCAGUGUUCUUCAGUAAUGAGAUCCAGCAGUAUACAGUGCCCUUCAUGGGCUCUGAUCCGUCCGUUGUGAAGAGGACUCAGCGCUUCCUGGCAGAAGAUCAUGAGGCCACACCAGUUCAGUACGGAGCGUAUGCAGGAAUUGGAGGCAUUGGCAACAUCAUCAAGAUGAUGUUUGCUGGCAUGAUGUUCUGGUUCUUGGUCAAAUUCAGUUUUGGCCGCAACCUUCUCAUCAAGCACCCAGAGUUCUUCUCCUUUGGAUUUUUCUCCAAAGCCGGACCAACUAGAAAGCAGAUGGAAGCCUCAUCCUUUCAGUUCGCCUUCUAUGGAGAGGGAUACACUGAGGGUGAGGACCCUUCACGGGGAAAACCUAAUGGCAAGAUCCGCACACUGGUUCAGGGACCAGAGUGUGGAUAUGUGGCCACACCCAUUGCCAUGGUACAAGCUGCUCUAACGAUCCUCAACGAAUCCACAUCCUUGCCCAAGAAGGGAGGAGUUUACACUCCAGGGGCUGCUUUUGCAAAAACCACACUGGUCGACCGACUCAACAAACACGGCAUCCAGUUCUCCGUCAUCUAAAGUUUGUCCCCUCCCUGAUGCCGUACUCCAGGUUUUCUGAGCACUUACUAACAUGCAUAAUAAAAACUGGGAAGUUAACAACUUAGGAAGACAACUAUUUAAUCACCAGAGCCUUGAAAAGAAAUUAUGGUUCUUUUGGCAUUUAUCCUUUUUAUUUGGUCAGAAACUUGCCAGUCUCAUUUUGGCUUGAAUGUACCGUUAACCCUCUGCUUGUAAGACAAACAGCACAACUGCGGCAGUGUUUCCAAGCCAAGGAAAGUAAAAGAGCAGUUAUGUUUAAAGGGUUUUAACACUUUUCACUGUGUCUCCAAUGAGAUAGGGAAAAGAGGAAUUUUGGCCUGCAUAUGGUUCACUCCCUGUCUUUGAACAAAAUGUCUCUAAAAACAAGUUAAAACUCUCAUGUUCCCUUUAAUGCCCCCUUUGGUUUGGUGUAGCAGGCAGAUAGUUUCAUAAUAUUACCUGUAAUAAUCCCAGAUGUUUAUUAUUGCAGGGUAGACGAUUGCAAGUGUAGGUGGUAAUCAGUGCAACAGAUGUAGUGGACUCUAUUAAAAAUGCGCUCUAAGGACGAAAAAAAAUGUAACUGUAUAAGAAAAGCAAACUUCUACAAUCUUUAGCUGUGCGUUGUCCCUGUAGCAUACAGUAGCUUUGUGCACAAGGACAUUACUAUCUAAGUAGCACUAACAUGGUAGUUGUACAUGUGUUGUUCUGAUUCAAUGGAGUGAAGCUUUCAAAGGGGAAUAAGAAAUCUGCUGUGUGCGCGUUAAUGCUUGCCUUUCCUGGCAUGUUAGUAAAAAAAAUCUGAUUGCUUGAUUUUUGACAGAUGAUAUUUGGGCCAUCACCAAAUCAUCCAGUUUUCUUGAAUGUUUGUUUCUUUGUUGCAGCACUUCCCCUUUCCAAUGUUUGCUUUUGGGGCCUUGUCAGAAAAUGCAUCCAGCUGUUUGUGCACAAAACGGCAUGAGUUACUCCAUGAAACUGAACAGGUCCCUCCAGAGUGAUGAGUUCGAUCUCAGUCCUGACUUUGUUUUUGUUUUGAUGUUUUGAGAGUUUGAGCAUCAUGUGCAUGUGACAGACUUGUUUGGACCCAAAGUUUGGGGGUUUUGUUUUGGUGUGCUUAGCUUUAUAUGGGCCUAAAUAAAGUCAACUCUGAUAACAGGAA